This is a messenger RNA of Ananas comosus (pineapple), 2830 nucleotides long. Its product is annotated as serine/threonine-protein kinase D6PK-like. Gene Ontology annotation, biological process: protein phosphorylation. The record is from RefSeq and is a predicted model, not a curated record. The transcript is spliced from 3 exons. Gene Ontology annotation, molecular function: protein serine/threonine kinase activity; ATP binding. NCBI's taxonomy places the organism in Eukaryota, Viridiplantae, Streptophyta, Magnoliopsida, Poales, Bromeliaceae. Gene Ontology annotation, cellular component: nucleus; cytoplasm; plasma membrane. The coding region runs from base 488 to 2605 and encodes 705 amino acids.
AAGAGAAUCCGGGUUGCAGCGCUCUACACUCCUGCUGCCACACUCUUUUCCUCUUUUUUCUCCCUUCCUUUUCCUUGUGUCUGUGGAGAAGAAGGGGGAAGAGGACGGAGGUGGAAGUGGGGUUCGGGGAAGUGGGAAAACCCUAGAUCAGGAUCAGAGGAACUCAGAAACCCUAGGCGUCGGAGGAGCUUCUCCGGGAUCUCCCACUUCCCCUGUUGCGAGGUCUCUGGAGUUGCAGAGGAGGAAUCAAGUGGUGCUUGCUUCGUAAUCUAAUUUUGCUUGCUCUUGCGGUAAUACUACUUGGUAUAUAGUUCCCUUUACUCUGAAGCCGUGAGAAAUUGGACAAAUACUACGAAUCCUUAAGGUUUGAGAGAGGAACAUCUUGAGAAACGCACCAGUUUGUCUAAAUCCACUGCGAAUUUUGGCAGAUUUGCUAAUAUUAGUUUGUGAAUUUCACAAAUUAUACCUUGGUGAUGUUAAAGAUUCAAUGGAGAUGGAUAGGAUUCCCGAGCCGAAAAUGCUCCCUGUAAAGCUCCCUGCGAUUGCCCAGGCCCCCGAUUUAAGAGGUAUUAGAGGUGCUUCCGCUGUGAAGAAUUUGGAUCUUCCAGUUCUUACAAAAGAAUGGAAAGGGAAGAGCGCGAAUCCAGAACGCAAGGACUUGACUGCCGAGGCAGAAAGCUUUAGGAGCAUCGAUUCGUCCGAAGAAGGUGGGCGGAGCUCUUUCUCAGGCGCGAGCCAUCCACCUGAGCCUAUUGAUAUGGAUCUAAUGAAGACGGUGUAUGUAGCCAUAGACCAAGAGAAAUCGCAGGUCGGCUGUUUGAUGAAGGGCCUCUCUGUAAAAGGUCCUUUCAUAGAAGAUCUUUCGAUUAGAGUUCAAGGUGUGAAAGCAAAGUUGGGAGUUCCUUCCCCUGCUGAGAGCUUGAUUGAGGAGCCUAGUGAAUUGGGCGCGCCAUCUUCUCCUUUCGCUGUUCCUCGACCCUCUCAGAACAUGGAAAAUGCAUUCUUGCCUCAAGAUUCCGACGAAAAGGAGUGUGUGUGGGAUGCUUCCCUCCCUCCUAGUGGGAAUGUUAGUCCCCAUAGCAGUAUUGAUUCAACUGGUGUUGUGACCGCUAUGAGUAUCGUGAAUAGCUGCACAAGUACGUAUAGAAGUGAAGGGGUUACUAGUGAUGGCAUGCUUAGUGUGGAGAGGAAUUGCGAGAGUACGAAGGGUAGUAGUUUUAAAGGGGAUUCGCUCGAGAGUGCAAAGACUAGCAUGAGUAGAGCAAGCGAUAGUAGUGGGCUUAGUGACGAUAGUAAUUGGAGCAAUGUAACCGGAAGUGCUAAUAAGCCCCACAAGGGAAACGACCCACGGUGGAAGGCUAUUCUUGCUGUUCGGGCUCGAGAUGGUAUAUUGGGAAUGAGCCAUUUUAGAUUGCUUAAAAGGCUUGGCUGCGGUGAUAUCGGCAGUGUUUACUUGUCAGAGUUGAGUGGAACAAGGUGCUAUUUUGCGAUGAAAGUAAUGGAUAAGGCAUCAUUGGCUAGCAGAAAGAAGUUAAAUAGGGCUCAGACUGAGAGAGAGAUACUCCAGCUUCUGGAUCACCCAUUCCUUCCGACAUUGUAUACACAUUUUGAGACGGAUAGGUUCUCAUGUUUAGUUAUGGAGUUCUGUCCUGGCGGUGAUUUGCACACGCUGAGGCAGCGGCAGCCAGGGAAGCACUUCUCUGAAUAUGCAGCAAGAUUUUAUGCUGCGGAAGUUCUCCUAGCUCUGGAAUAUCUGCACAUGCUUGGGGUGGUCUACAGAGAUCUUAAACCGGAAAACGUUCUCGUUCGUGACGACGGCCACAUAAUGCUCUCCGACUUCGAUCUGUCUCUUAGAUGUGCGGUGUCCCCAACACUGAUAAAGACGUCGUCACUCGAUCCGAAGCAAGCGGGUGGAGCAUUCUGCGUCCAACCCGCCUGCAUCGAGCCAUCAUCCGUCUGCAUCCAACCUUCGUGCUUCAUGCCCAAACUCUUCCACCAAAAGAGCAAGAAAAUAAAGACCAGGAAGGCAAGGGGGGCCGAGGGGAGCCCGUCGUCCCCCUCCGCGUUACCUGAGCUGGUGGCCGAACCAACGACCGCGCGAUCAAUGUCCUUUGUGGGGACCCACGAGUACCUCGCCCCCGAAAUAAUCAAAGGCGAAGGCCACGGCAGUGCUGUUGAUUGGUGGACCUUCGGGAUUUUUCUUCACGAGCUCUUGUAUGGAAAGACACCAUUCAAAGGGUCGGGAAACCGCGCAACUCUGUUCAAUGUGGUUGGUCAGCAGCUUAGGUUUCCGGAGGCCCCGUCGACUAGUUACGCGAGCCGCGAUUUGAUCAAGGGUUUAUUGGUGAAAGAACCCCAGCAUAGGCUGGGAGUGAAGCGGGGGGCGACGGAGAUAAAACAGCAUCCAUUCUUUGAGGGGGUGAACUGGGCGCUGAUUCGGUGCAGCACUCCACCUGAGGUGCCGAGGCCGGUGGAGGCGGAGCCGCUGCCGCUGUUAGCAAAGGCCGGGGCGGCAGCGGAGGGGACGGGCGGGAGCAGCAGUAAGAGGAUGGUCGGGGCGGAUGUGAAGUCCGGAGGCAAGUACCUGGACUUCGAGUUCUUUUAGAGGGUUUUUCUCUUUCCCUUUUUUUUCCCUCCUCUCUCUAUCUCUCUCGACGUUAUGUGGGCUAUUGUUUCCUUAUAAUUGUUGUAAUGUGUCAGUUGUUGUAGUUCUCAUGGAUGUACUUUGUAGUCCUCAAUGAUAUAUCUGACCAGUCCAAGCUGCUCCAUAUCUCAAUUGUAGACCCUCGUGAUUUUGCAUGCAAUGAAUGGAAUUGGCUUAUCCUUUUCU